Arabidopsis arenosa is the source of this 1094-nucleotide messenger RNA. The record is from the annotation of a GenBank genome assembly. NCBI's taxonomy places the organism in Eukaryota, Viridiplantae, Streptophyta, Magnoliopsida, Brassicales, Brassicaceae.
AGGAAAGGAAUCACAAAACUUCUCUAACCGUUUCGCAGCACUCCUUCACUCUCCAGAUGGCAGAUUACGAAAUAGAUGUGAUUAUAGAGAUUGAAGAAGAUGAUAUGAAUGUAGUGGAGGAAGUAGACGACUUAAAUCAGUAUAUAGUGGACGAAGGUGGCGAAGAAAAUCAGGUGGAAGCAGAGAACGAAGAAACUCAGAUUUCAGAGAACGAAGAAAUUGUGAUUCUGGAACCAACGAAGAAAUUGAUCAUCAGUGAUGUUUGGGAGCAGUAUCUGAGAACUGCGGAAAUUCGGAAAGAAGACAUGAACAGGCUCGUGAUGAAUUUUCUUGUGGUUGAAGGAUAUCUAGAAGCUGUGGAGAAAUUCCAAAAGGAAUCUGGAACUAAGCAAACAGCAGAAGUAGGUUUUGCGAGCAUCAGUGACCGAUUAGCUGUUAUAGAGGCUAUCGAAAGCGGAAAUCUUGACGAUGCUGUUGAGAAGUUGAAUGCUACAAACCCUGAGAUACUGAAGACGAAUUUUUUUCUUAAUCAGCAAAGGUUUAUAGAAAGAAUCCGCAUGGGGAUGACAGAUGAGGAGGCCUUAGAGUUUGCUCAGAAAGAGCUUAAACCAUUGGUAGAACAGAACCUGGCGUUUCUAGAAGAAAUGGCAAAGACUAUGGAUAUACUCCGUUGUAAAGAUCUCCCUAACAUCCCGGAGGUGGUGAGAGAGCUUCUUGAAAACUCACGGUGGUUUAAGACAGCUGCCGAAGUAAAUGCAGCGAUUCUUACUAGCCAGACUGGUCUAAAAUGUCCCAAACUUCUACACUUGUUGAAGAUGCUGAUUUGGACUCAGAAUCAACUGGAUGAAAAAGUAGAGUAUCCACGCAUGAGUUUUUUGCCCACUGGCCAGUUCACAGUCAUAAACCCCCCAUGGCCAUCAGAAUGAUUUCAUCACCACUUUCAGCAACUAAAGGCUCUGCCAAAGGGAACAUAUAUAGUGAAAUUUUAACCUGAUCUGUUACAAGAACAUGAGGAGACCAUUGCUUCACAUUGUAUAUUUUGAUUGACAUGAAGUUUUUUGGCCUUGCACUUAUGAUAAAGUCAUUUGCUUUCU